This is a messenger RNA of Entelurus aequoreus (snake pipefish), 3242 nucleotides long. Its product is annotated as protein kinase C alpha type-like. Gene Ontology annotation, biological process: protein phosphorylation. Bases 163 to 1626 code for a protein of 487 amino acids. Gene Ontology annotation, molecular function: ATP binding; protein serine/threonine kinase activity. The transcript is spliced from 12 exons. NCBI's taxonomy places the organism in Eukaryota, Metazoa, Chordata, Actinopteri, Syngnathiformes, Syngnathidae. The record is from RefSeq and is a predicted model, not a curated record.
AAAUCUUGAUAACGCACACGUUGGUAUUAAAAAUACACCAAUAUUUGCAUAACUCAUCAGUGGUGGUAAUGCAGGCUGAGCAGUUUGCGCCUUACCACUCAAAAAAAAACAUUCUUUUUUUUAUCUCCUCUUCUAGUGGGAGAAGCUCGAAACCUGAUCCCUAUGGACCCCAAUGGGUUAUCAGACCCAUAUGUUAAACUUAAGCUCAUCCCAGACCCCAAAAACGAGACCAAACAGAAGACCAGGACCAUCCGUUCGUCCUUGAACCCAUGCUGGAACGAGUCCUUCACCUUUAAGCUCAAGGUAUCCGACAAGGACCGCCGUCUGUCCAUCGAGAUUUGGGACUGGGACCGCACGACCAGAAACGACUUCAUGGGCUCCAUGUCGUUUGGAGUGUCCGAGCUGAUGAAGGCUCACACGUGCGGAUGGUACAAAUUGCUGAACCAAGAAGAGGGCGAGUACUACAACGUGCCCAUCCCAGAGGUGGACGACAUCGACCUGGAGCUCCGGCAGAAGUUUGAGAAAGCCAAGCUCGGCCACGGGAAGAAAGUCAUCACGCCGUCGGACCACCGCCGCUUCAGCCUCCCUUCGGGAAACGGCGAGCGUAUCCGCCUGAGCGACUUCAACUUCCUGGCCCUGCUGGGGAAAGGCAGCUUCGGCAAGGUGAUGCUGGCGGAGAUGAAGUCGACGGAGGAGUUGUACGCCAUCAAGAUCCUGAAGAAGGACGUGGUGAUCCAGGACGACGACGUGGAGUGCACCAUGGUGGAGAAGCGGGUGUUGGCGCAGAGGGACAAGCCACCGUUUCUCACCCAGCUGCACUCGUGCUUCCAGACCGUGGACCGCCUCUACUUUGUGAUGGAGUACAUCAAUGGAGGCGACCUCAUGUAUCACAUCCAGCGGAUGGGAAAGUUCAAGGAGCCGCAAGCAGUCUUUUACGCCGCCGAGAUCGCAGCCGGUCUCUUUUUCCUGCACCGGAAGGGAAUUAUCUACAGGGACCUGAAGCUGGACAACGUGAUGCUGGACUCCGAGGGCCACAUUAAGAUCGCAGACUUUGGCAUGUGCAAGGAGAACAUGUAUGAAGGCAUGAGCACGCGCACCUUCUGCGGCACACCUGACUACAUCGCACCAGAGAUCAUAGCCUACCAGCCCUAUGGGAAAUCGGUGGACUGGUGGGCAUAUGGAGUUCUUCUCUAUGAGAUGCUGGCAGGACAGCCACCGUUUGACGGCGAGGAUGAGGACGAGCUCUUCCAGUCCAUCAUGGAGCACAAUGUGUCCUACCCCAAGUCCAUGUCCAAAGAAGCGGUGUCCAUCUGCAAAGGGCUGAUGACCAAACACCCUUCCAAGCGUCUGGGCUGCGGCUCAGAGGGCGAGAGGGACAUCCGGGAGCAGGCCUUCUUCCGCCGCAUCGACUGGGAAAGGCUGGCCAACAAGGAGAUCCAACCACCGUUCAAGCCCAAAGUGUGUGGCAAAGGGGCUGAAAACUUCGACAAGUUCUUCACGCGCACGCAGCCCGUCCUGACCCCGCCCGACCAGCUGGUGAUCGCCAACAUCGACCAGGGCGAGUUUGCCGGCUUCUCCUGCAUCAACCCUCAGUUCCUCCACCCGUCCCUGCACAGCGUGGUGUGAGCAGGAGGAGGAGCUCAGACUCUCGACUUUUGCCCGUCUCGGAGAUCCUCCUGACAAGUUCUGACAUCUAGGUAUCACCUCGCGUAUACUGUGUGCAGAUGUGACCGAGGAGCGCACUCGGGGUGCUCGCUGCGUAGAUUCCCUACCUAAAAAAAAAAUAUAUAUAUAUAUAUAUAUAUACCGUAAGCCUUUUUUUCCCCUUGUGCUUUUUUUUGUUGUUGUUUUUUGUGUUCUCCUGCAACAUAGAAGAUCCUAUUUUUCUUUCCCCUCUGUAGAUUUGCCAACAAACAGAGACGUAGUACUCAUGCUGUCACACCAGUGCCAAAGUCCAUGACUCUCGUUUGCAAUCCGUGCUAAUCAGAGACAUUGGAGACAUCGCUCCAACACAACAGUCUACAGUGUUAUCCGGUAUGAAGAAGAUGUUUCCAUUUGCACAAAGCUACCGCAUGCUAAUUUUCUCACCCUGUAGGAGUGUGCAAUCCUGAAAGGCGCUCCGCAAAGUUUAAAGGUUUUUCUAAAUGAGCUCAAAAGAGGUUUUGUACGAAGAACUGAAUGUGCUUUCCUGUAUUGGACGGCCCCCCAGUCCCCACGCCCCCGCCCACAAUGAGAUCUGGCAGCUCCACUAUAUAGUCCUCUUAUUGCAGCAUUCGGAAUCAAGGUAAAUUCAGGAUGCUUUAUUAUUGUCCAUUCUUUAACAUGUACAAGACACAUAAGAACUGAAAUGACAUUUUGGGCACAGUCCCACUAAGAGCAGACAUAUGUUACAGGUAGAGAUGUCCGAUAAUAUCGGUCUGCCGAUAUUAUCGGCCGAUAAAUGCGUUAAAAUGUAAUAUAAAUAUCGGAAAUUAUCGGUAUCGUUUUUUUUUAUUAUCAGUAUCAGUUUUUAUUUUUUUUUUAUUUUUUUUUUUUUAUUAAAUCAACAUAAAAAACACAAGAUACACUUACAAUUAGUGCACCAACCCAAAAAACCUCCCUCCCCCAUUUACACUCAUUCACACUCAUUCACACAAAAGGGUUGUUUCUUUCUGUUAUUAAUAUUCUGCUUCCUACAUUAUAUAUCAAUAUAUAUCAAUACAGUCUGCAAGGGAUACAGUCCGUAAGCACACAUGAUUGUGCGUGCUGCUGGUCCACUAAUAGUACUAACCUUUAACAGUUCAUUUUACAAAUUUUCAUUCAUUACUAGUUUCUAUGUAACUGUUUUUAUAUUGUUUUACUUUCUUUUUUAUUCAAGAAAAUGUUUUUAAUUUAUUUAUCUUAUUUUAUUUGAUUCUUUUUUUUUUUAAAAGAACCUUAUCUUCACCAUACCUGGUUGUCCAAAUUAGGCAUAAUAAUGUUUUAAUUCCACGACUGUAUAUAUCGGUUGAUAUCGGUAAUUAAAGAGUUGGACAAUAUCGGCAUAUCGGAUAUCGGCAAAAAUCCAUUGUCGGACAUCCCUAGUUACAGGGAGACAAGACGGGACCGCCGAUGGAUCAGCCACUUACGGCGCUCCUUAAAAAAAGGUGGGAAAAGGGGGAUAUUGGGAAAGGGGGGGAAGAGUAAAAAAUAUCAGUCAAAGUCUGGACUCUCGGGAGGGGGUCCAGACUGAGUCCAAGGGAAAAAAAACUCAUUUGCCAUAG